Lathyrus sativus (Indian pea) is the source of this 240-nucleotide messenger RNA. The record is from the annotation of a GenBank genome assembly. Lineage: Eukaryota; Viridiplantae; Streptophyta; Magnoliopsida; Fabales; Fabaceae.
AUGGCUAUUACACAAAACAAACGUUUCUUACUAGUGAUUCUUUUUCUCCUAUGCUUCAUCUCUAUCCAAGCUAGAGCAAGAAUAUUGAAAGAAAAAAGCAAUGAUGUAGUGAGUGUUUCUCAUGAUAAAGAAGCACAAGAUCAUGAGUUUAAGGCUAAAGAAGAAGAUCAUAAUAAUGGAGAUGAAGUUUUUGCAAUGGAUUAUACUCCAGCUAGAAGAAAGCCACCGAUUCAUAAUUGA